AUGCAGCAUAUAAGAUUUUGGAAUAUUUGGAUAUUUUUAUAAUUAGAAUAGCGGCUAUUAAUAAUUUUAAGGAAAGUCUUUAUGAUAAAUGUCUAUAAUGUAAUGAAAAUUAUUUAUUGGAAUUUAAGUAUUUAUCAUGCAUUUCUUUAUGUAGUGAUGGGCUUUUAAUAGAAAAAGAAGUACGUGAUGACUAGAACAAUAUCUAAUUUGAUGGAUGCUACAAAUGGUAGGAAAGUUGCUUGUUGGAAUGCUUAAAUCGUGAUGUAAACAAAUGUUAUUAGUGUCUUGAUGGUUGGCAGCUUAUAGAUUAUGGCUGCUAUUAAUAUUGUGGAGAUGGUUAAGUUGCUCAAUCUUCUAGGGAACAAUGUGGUGAUGGAAAUUAUGAUUAAGGAGAUGGAUGUUAUUAAUGUAAAUUUGAGUGAGUACCUUAUUACAGAUCCUGUGCUGAUAGGGAUACUCGUCUGGUUUGUGAAAAAUACUUUGAAUUAUCUAACAAUUCUUGUUGACCAAUAUGUGGAGAUGAUAAUAUUGUAGAUGAAUUAGAGGAAUGUGAAGAUGGAAACAAUAUUCCUUAUGAUGGUUGCUUUAAUUGUAUUUUUUAGUGUGAAAAAGAAUGCGAAAUUUGUGGUUAAGGAACCUGUGUAUAGUGCAUAGAUGGGUACAUAAUUGCAAAGGAUUAUUGCGAAGUUAAUAAUUAAACAUUCAUCGAUAAUGAUAAGGAUGAAGUUGAAUAAACUUAAUGUGCUAAUGCAAUGUAUACUAAUAAUGAAGAAUGUGAUGAUGGGAAUAAAAUUGAUGGCGAUGGUUGUUCUGCUUAUGUCAGAUUGAAAUUAAUUGGUUUUUUAAUAACUAACUCAAUUAGAUUAGCAUUUGUACUCCUAAUACUAUUAUAAAAUUGUAAUACCUUAAUCAAACUUAAUAAAAUUAAUACAUUUAAUACAUUUAAUUAUCCUUUACAAAUAAAGUUAAAUUAAAUGAAACUAUUUUAAAUUUUACUGAUUAAAUUAGACCAUCUAUUCCCUCAAUUGAACAAAGCAUAUAUAAUAUUACUAUAAUUCCUGUAGUUGAGAUUGAUUAGACUAUUCUACUUGAUGUUAUCUAUGAAUUUUAAAUUGAAUUUUUGGAAUCCCUUGCAACAACAAAUAUUUUCUUAACUGUAGAAGUUUAUGCUAAUUUAGAAGACCAAAACCAAAUGAAGGUCAAAACAUCACUCUAAAUUAUCAAUUUAUAAUUACCAAAAGUCUUGAACAAAAUUAAUUGUAAACUGCCAGUAAUUUUUAAGCCCUAGGAAAUUGGAUGAUUUAUUGGAUUAGCUAGUAGUGUCUCUUUUUGUUCUUAUUUGGAAACCCUAGUUAAUGUAUGGAAAUUUUAGAUACUUUAUAAAUUUAAUCAUAUCUGAAAUUCAUAUAGCCAAAUGUUAAUUAUUCAAUUUAAUAAUGAUUUAACUGUAAAUGUCGAAUUUCCAUAAAAUCUAUAAAUAUAUUUUGAGUCUUCAGAUUUUGUAACUAUUAAUCCUGUAUUGGUGAAGUUAUAAGUGGAUGAUUUUUUAUAGUAAUUAAUUGGAUAUGAAUAUUUAGAAAGUAUUGGUAAGCUUUUUGAAUAUCAAUUAAACGCAAAUUUGUUAGUCAAUAUUUAUGGAUAGUUUAUUUAAAUAGUUUUCCUAAGUGGAUUGUAUAUUGUUAUAAAAUACUAUUAAAAAAUUAUCUAUUCAUAUUUUUUUGGCUCCAAAUAUAUCUACUAUAUUAGACUUCUUAAUAAUAAAAUAAUUCAAUAUAUCGGUAUUAAAUUUUAUUACCUGAAUAAACUAUUUUUAAAAUAAAUGAGAUAUUUAAUGAGUACUGAUCAAUAAAUAAAUGCUGGAUUUAUAUAAAUUAGUUUUUUGAUAUUAGCUUUAUUUUCUCCCUUGGUGAGGUGCGGGUAUUAAUUUUAUCUUAAAUCUAAAACAUUUUAUUUGAAACAAAAGAAGAAGAGAGCCCCAGAGAUAAUGAAUGUUAGAGAGAUAUUUGUGAUAGCUGAAAGGAAUGAGUGA
This is a messenger RNA of Paramecium octaurelia, 2029 nucleotides long. Lineage: Eukaryota; Ciliophora; Oligohymenophorea; Peniculida; Parameciidae. The record is from the annotation of a GenBank genome assembly.